This is a messenger RNA of Gaeumannomyces tritici R3-111a-1, 1618 nucleotides long. Its product is annotated as actin-like protein 3. Bases 149 to 1468 code for a protein of 439 amino acids. Lineage: Eukaryota; Fungi; Ascomycota; Sordariomycetes; Magnaporthales; Magnaporthaceae. The transcript is spliced from 7 exons. The record is from RefSeq and is a predicted model, not a curated record. Gene Ontology annotation, biological process: Arp2/3 complex-mediated actin nucleation. Gene Ontology annotation, cellular component: Arp2/3 protein complex; actin cortical patch. Gene Ontology annotation, molecular function: actin filament binding.
UUCGGCUUGAGGCCAUCCCAUCUUACCUGGCGGCGGGCCAACCUGCAUCAACCGCCUUGCGAGCUCUCCAUCGACGAGCCAGACCGCCGACCGCCUUUCAAGCUUUGGAGGACCAGAGGAGCCCGUCGGCCCUCCUCAACCGCCAAAGAUGGCCAACCAAACGCCCGCCGUUGUCAUGGACAACGGCACGGGUUUUUCGAAGCUAGGUUUUGCCGGAAACGAUUCCCCUUCCUUCGUCUUCCCGACCGCGAUCGCGACCAAGGGCCCCGCCGGCGGUGGUGGAGGCUCCGGCUCAGGCCGCCCGGCGGUGGCCAACAAGCCGAGUUUCCUUACGGGCGGAGCCGGCCCCGGUGGCCACCUCUCUGGAAAGCGCGGCACCGAAGAUCUUGACUUCUUUAUCGGCGACGAAGCCGUUGCAGCAUCAUCUGGACCUGGAUAUGGCAUACACUAUCCGAUUCGGCACGGACAAAUAGAGAACUGGGAUCAUAUGGAGCGUUUCUGGUCCAACUCGAUCUUCAAGUACCUGCGAGUAGAGCCCGAAGACCACUUCUUCCUCCUGACGGAACCGCCACUGAACCCGCCCGAAAACCGCGAGAACACGGCCGAGAUCUUCUUCGAGUCGUUCAACUGCGCCGGCCUGUACAUCGCCGUGCAGGCAGUGCUAGCGCUCGCGGCGUCAUGGACAUCGUCCAAGGUGCACGACCGGUCGCUCACGGGAACUGUUAUCGACUCGGGAGACGGUGUGACGCACGUUAUCCCAGUCGCCGAAGGUUACGUGAUCGGGUCCUCGAUCAAGUCGAUCCCGAUUGCAGGCCGCGACAUUACGUACUUUGUGCAGUCGCUCCUCCGCGACCGCGGUGAGCCCGACUCGUCGCUCAAGGCGGCGCAGGAGAUCAAGGAGGAGUACUGCUACGUGUGCCCGGACAUGGUCAAGGAGUUUACAAAGUUCGACCGCGACCGGACGCGAUUCGCACAGCACGUGGUGGCGCAACCCGGCGGCCGGCAGGUUACGGUGGACGUCGGGUACGAGCGGUUCCUGGCGCCCGAGAUCUUCUUCAAUCCGGAGAUCUACAGCUCGGACUUUUUGACACCGCUGCCCGUGGUGGUGGACGGGGUGAUCCAGUCGUCGCCCAUCGACGUACGCAGGGGUCUGUACAAGAACAUUGUGCUGUCGGGUGGCAGCACGCUGUACAAGGACUUUGGGCGGCGCCUGCAGCGCGACGUCAAGCAGCUCGUCGACGCGCGCAUUCGGGCCAGCGAGGUGCGCAGCGGCGGCGCCAAGAGUGGCGGUCUCGAAGUUCAGGUCAUCUCGCACAAGCGCCAGCGGCACGGCCCCUGGUUUGGCGGCAGCCUGCUGGGCCAGACGCCCGAGUUCAGGUCAUACUGCCACACCAAGGCUGAGUACCAGGAGUAUGGCCCCGGAAUCGUGCGGAGAUUUGCCCUUUUGGGCGGUCCGGGCGGCUCGUAGAGAAUGGCUGGAUACAUGGAGACGGUUGUUCAACCGAAAUAGAUAUCUUCCCUCUGGUAUGUUCCAGAAAAUCCAGAUAGUUUGUUUCGUAGCUGAGUUGUCGAUAGGAGGCGGCGAAUUACUAUUUGAAAACGAGCACUUUUGUUUCUG